Molecule: messenger RNA, 2721 nt
Organism: Cannabis sativa
Lineage: Eukaryota; Viridiplantae; Streptophyta; Magnoliopsida; Rosales; Cannabaceae
Product: vicilin Jug r 2.0101
Exons: 6
Coding region: 4-2505 (833 amino acids)
Source: RefSeq, a predicted model, not a curated record
CAAAUGUACUUUAGCAUUAGCAAUAUUCUUGAACCUUCGUACUUGUAUAAAUAUACACACUCAUCAAUCCAAUUCCUCAUCAGCACCGAAGAGAAAAACAAAAAUAUAAACAUUUCAAUCAUGGUGGUGAAUAUGAAAGCUUUGUUACUCUCGUCUCUGUUACUUGCUACUAUCACCUCUUUAGCUUUUGCAUACGAAAGCGAAGGGAGAGGACAAGAUAGGGAGCUGAAACGUGAGCUGGAGCAAUGUCAGCAGCAUUGUCAAACUGAACACAGAGGACAAAGGCAGCAGCAACAGUGCCAAAGAGGUUGUGAGACUCGUUAUGAGGAACGACAACAACAACAACAAGAGGAACAACGACAACAGAGAGAGCGUCGUGGUGAGAGGGACGAGGAAGAGUUUAAUCCACAAGAGCCUCAACAACAACUCCAGAGAUGUCGACAGACUUGUUCUCAAAGGUACCAAGGUGCUGGCCAGGAGAAACAGCUUUGUGAUAGAAGGUGCCAACAGGUCUAUGAACAACAACGAAAACAACAAGGAGAUGAUGAGGAGUUCAAUCCACAAGAACCUGAGAAACGCCUUCAGAGGUGUCAACAAACCUGUUCUCAGAGCCAUCAAGGUGUUCAAGAGCAGCAGCGUUGCCAAAGAAUGUGCCAAGAGAGGUACGAACAAGAGCAAAGAGGGGGUCGUCGUGGAGGGAGGGACGAUGAAGAAGAGGAUCUUAAUCCAGAAGAGCCCAGACAAAGACUCCAGAGGUGUCAACAAACCUGUUCUCAGAGCCAGCAAGGUGGUCAAGAGCAGGAACGUUGCCAGAGAAUGUGCCAAGAGAGAUACGAACAAGAGCAAAGACAGAGACAAAGAGAUGGUCGUCGUGGAGGGAGAGACGAGGACAUAGAUGAGGUUAAUCCAGAAGAGCCCAGAGAAAGACUCCAGAGGUGUCGACAAACCUGUUCCCAAAGCCACCAAGGUGGUGAGGAGCAGCAGCGUUGCCAGAGAAUGUGCCAAAAGAGAUACGAACAAGAGCAAAGAGAGAGCCGUCGUGAUGAGGUGAAUGACCAUCAUCGCGAGGACCCUCAGCGACGAUUACAGAGGUGCCGAGAGGAUUGUGGUGCCAAGUCAAGAGACCAAAGACAGGUUCAACAAUGUCAACUACGUUGCCAGCAACAAUACGAAGAGGAGAGGCAGAGACAGCAAGAGAGGGACGGCGUUUAUGAUGUUGAGAUGGAUAGAGAGCGUGAGCAGAGAGAGAGUAGAAACAACCCUUAUCACUUCCAGUCACAGAGGCUUCAAUCUCGUUUUAGAACUGAUGAAGGUCAGGUCAAGGUUCUAGAGAAGUUUUCACAGAGGUCUGAGCUUCUUAGAGGACUUGAGAACUAUCGGUUGGCUGUUCUAGAGGCUCAACCCAGCACUUUUGUUGCUCCACACCAUUGUGAUGCUGAUUCUGUCUUGGUUGUUACUAAGGGUAAGGGAACUAUCAAUGUAGUGAGGCAAAACAACAAAGAGUCCCACAGCAUUGAACGAGCUGAUGUAAUUGUUGUACCUGCUGGCUCUACUGUUUACAUGACCAACCAAGACAACAAAGAGAGUUUACAAAUAGUAAAGCUCAUCACUUCCAUCAACAUCCCUGGCCAGUUUGAGGAAUUAUUUCCAGGUGGCUCAAGCGAAAAUCCUCAAUCAUAUUUCAGCGCAUUCAGUAACAACAUUCUUAGGCCAUCACUGAGUGCCACUGAAGAACAGAUAGAGAAGCUCACUGGAGAACAAAGGCAGGGACAGAGACAAGGCCAAAGGGAGGGGUUCAUCAAAAGAGCAUCACAAGAACAACUCAAGGCCUUGAGCCAACAUGCUACUUCACCGAGAAGAAGAGGCCAUGAGUCUAGUGGCCCUGUCAUCAGUCUACAAAAUCAAUCUCCUCGAUACAGCAAUACACAUGGAAAAUUCUACGAGGUUACUCCUGAGCAGAACAAGCAACUAAAGGAUAUGGAUGUGUUAGUCAGCUGGUGUGAGCUCAAUCAAGGAACUAUAAUGGUGCCUCAUUACAACUCCAAGACAACAGUUCUUGUCAUGGUUGUAGAAGGAACUGGACGCAUGGAAAUGGCUUGUCCUCACCUCUCAAGGCAAAGUCAAAGGAGAGGAGAACAAGAAGAAGAAUCUCAGAGUGGAAAAAUCGAGAGGGUCACUGCUCAGCUCUCACCUGGGGAUGUUUUCAUCAUCCCAGCAGGUCAUCCUGUUGCCGUGGUGGCCAACAGCAACCAGAAGCUCCGCACGGUCGGAUUCGGUGUCAAUGCCAGGAACAAUGAGAGGAACUUCAUUGCUGGGAAAGACAACAUUAUCAAGCAACUUGAGAAAGAAGCACAGGAGCUUGCCUUUAACAUGCAAGGAAGUGAAGUUGAGCAGAUAUUCAACCAACCAAAGCUGUCUUAUUUUGUACCUCAGCAACAACAAGAAGAGGGACGUGGCCAAAGCCACCCUCUGUCAUCAAUUUUGAACUUGGCAGGAUUCGCUUAAGGAAACAAAGUUUGUAACAUGUGAUAUAAGCAUGUAAAGGAGACUUAGUUUUGACUUUUUUUUUUUUCCUUUUUCUUUUUUGUUGUGUACUUAACGUUUUGGCUAGCUAUAGUUCACCUUUAGUGUGAGCCUAGCUUAUGUGUUUACCGAUAAAAAAACAGAAGAGAGCUGUAGCUUUCUGCUUCAUAUAUAAAUAAAAUAAUGUUUUCUUCUCAA